AUGCCGGACAGCCAGGGCUCCGGCUCGGGCCCUGAAGGGGAGAAUGGAGUUAAGAGAGCUUGCGACCAAUGCCGUCUCCGAAAGAUCCGAUGCGACAAGGAAUCACCAUGCUCAAAUUGCAGGACAGCCAACCGCACAUGUAGCUCAACCGGCGCCGGGCAGAGGCCUAAGGAGGCCCGCCAGCGUGUGCUAAUAUCAACUCAAUACGAGCGCAAAAUCGAUUACUUUGAAGCCCGCCUCGACAACAUCGAAAACAUGCUCCGUGAGCUCACCGUCUCCCUCAGCAGCGGCCGCUCCCCCGCCGCCUCAACCACAGAAAGCACUCCCGGACCAACCGCUUCAUCAUCCAUCAUCCCCCUCGCCCCUCCAAUCGCCCCAACUUCCCCUCCCUCUUCCAGCGCAGCCGCCACGGCCACAGCGGCCACAGAUGACAUGGUCUACGCGCCUACAGAAGGCAACGACUCGGACGACGCAGUGUCCGCCUUCGAAGGCGACUCCUCCCUCGCCGCGCAAACCGUCUUCGCCAGCGAAUUCCUCUCGCACGCCGUCGUUGCCCGACAGCUUGUCCCCCUCGCCUCGGGCGGCGGAGAAGGCGACGAGGACUCACUCGCGCCCGACAUGCACUCGGCCCUGUCCAGCCUACAACAGAUCGUGAAGCUUCAGAACAGGCCUAGUCCGCAUGAGAAUCGGUUCGUGAAUGCUAAGCCGCUACCAAAGGGGGGUGUCAAAGAGUUGCCGAUGCCGCCAGCGCAUGUGGUUGUUGCUGCGCUGAGGGAGGUGAAGGACGUGCCGUUGGUGAGUUUCGCGACGAUUUGUACCUUCGUGGCGGCCGACAAUUUCACGGAGCAAUGCAGAAGGGUGUAUUUUGCGACGGAGGAUUAUAGCCUGAUGACGUGGGGGGUUGUGAAUGCGGGGUUGUAUUUUCUGUUUCAGGAGAAGGCGUCAUUGACGGGGGAUGCGGCGCAGAAGGCACAGUAUUUGGAGUAUCAGGCGGUAUGUCGGGAUAAUCUAGAGACGGCGCUGGCGAAUCUGCCGUUGAUUUUGCCUGCGAGAAGGGAGAGUAUUGAGGUGGUGCUGUUGGGAGCUUUCUAUGCGGUUGAGAACUCUAAGUUCUCGCUUGCGCGAGAUCUCAACGCCAUCGCGGCUACGCUGUGCCAGAACCUGGGUUAUCACCGCCUGCGCGGGCCGCUGACUCCCGAGACGGAGCCGAAAGCGAUUCUCUUCUGGUCGGCGUACCUCCUCGACAAGGCGCUCUCGCUGCGGUCGGGCCGGGCGCCGGUCAUCCAGGACUAUGAUAUCACGGUACCGAGGGAGCUAAGCGCCAAUCCGCCAGGGGGCGUAGAGGUGCCGGACGUGUCGUGGCGCAGGAUUCUGGAGCAGUGGAUAGGGUAUGCUGAUGUUCUGGGGCGGGCGUACGAACAGCUGUACAGCCCGGCAGCGCUGGCUCGGCCACCAGAGCAAAGGGCUGAGUGUGCGAGGCAGUUGGUUGAGCGGCUGUUCACCCUCGCCAACAAGCACGACGCUCUGAUGCGGACAGCUCGCGAAAAGGUUCAAGGUCGCAGACUGGACGCCAACAGCCCGUACUCCAUGGACCUGGCCAUCCUAGGCGACGAGAUGCAGCACUGGUCAGCCCUGACCCUCCUGUAUCGAGCCAUCCCAAGCCCGCCUGGGUCACCAAGUACAUUCAACCAAGAAUGCAUCGACGCCGCGCGCCGGGCAUUCGCCUGCCAUCAUGAAUACAUGGCGCUAGCAGGCGACAGCAUGGCUGCCAAAGCGGGAUUCAUCCGAUGGAACCUCAUCUACGUCCCCUUUACCCCAGUCAUCGUGCUCUUCUGCCACACCAUUGAGACAGGUAACGAGGCUGACCUGGCGCGUCUUGCCGCCUUUGUCGAGUCGCUCGUGCCUGUGUGUGCUGCGUCCGAUGCUGUUGCGAAGUUGCAUCGUAUCUGCCAGGUCCUGCACGACGUCGCCAGUCUGUGUAUCCGUGCCAAAGCACACCUGCAACAACGUGUGCGCGGUACCGGUAAUGGGAACGGAGCUAGCCCAAUGACGACCGUGCACACCCCUUCCCAGCAGCAGCCACAACAGCCGGCAGGCGCAGUAGAGCAGCAAGAUGUGACGAUGGCUAUGGUAGGCGACAACAUCGACAUGUAUCUCAGCCAGCUGGGGUUCAUGCCGCCGCAGUAUGGAGCAAGCAAUCAUCACCCAUUUGCUACAGCGACUGCCGCGACGGCAGCGCAGGCGCAGUUCCCCACGGUCGGUCCGACGGGGUUUGGGGCUGCUGGAGGGGGGGGGCAGGCCAACCCGGCGAACGAGCUAGGCAACUGGUUCUCAGGGAACACACACAUCCUUGGGCUGUUGGAGCAGGACUUGUCAGAGUUUGAGCCGAGGAUGUGGCCGAUGGGCGGACCGUGA
Molecule: messenger RNA, 2415 nt
Organism: Thermochaetoides thermophila DSM 1495
Lineage: Eukaryota; Fungi; Ascomycota; Sordariomycetes; Sordariales; Chaetomiaceae
Exons: 6
Coding region: 1-2415 (804 amino acids)
Biological process (GO): regulation of DNA-templated transcription; DNA-templated transcription
Molecular function (GO): DNA-binding transcription factor activity, RNA polymerase II-specific; DNA binding; zinc ion binding
Source: RefSeq, a predicted model, not a curated record